This is a messenger RNA of Engraulis encrasicolus (European anchovy), 1849 nucleotides long. RefSeq lists its product as uncharacterized. Bases 250 to 1665 code for a protein of 471 amino acids. The record is from RefSeq and is a predicted model, not a curated record. Lineage: Eukaryota; Metazoa; Chordata; Actinopteri; Clupeiformes; Engraulidae. The transcript has 9 exons.
CACAUUUUUAUUAACUCAUGUGUUUGCCUAACCUGUUCACCUCAUAUGGCGCAUAGCAUUUUAAAACUGGGGUUCGUUUCCAUCUUACACGAUUUCACUAACCUGACUUCACCUUUGCAUGUAGCCUACCCCAGGUGCUGAAUUUAUAAUCAGGUUGCAGACGACCUUUGUCGCAGACAGGCCCCGGUGAAUUGUGAGUGACUGGCAUAUCGACAUCAGUCUUUAAACACUUUGCUACUGUUUCGCACAAUGUGGCUAAUUUGUGUCUUCAAAGUAGCUAUUUACGGUGGGUAUUUUGUUGCAUGUACCGAAACUGAUGAGAGUUUGACAGAGCAAGGUCGUCUUCAACUGCAACGCGUGCAAGACUUUGCAGGACAGCCACGCUAUGGCAAAUGCUGGUCAAAGGCCCUGGAGCAAAUUCAUACAAGAUGUCGAGAAUUCACGGAUGAGACUCAAAGCAAAAUAGCCCUUGCUUUUACACACUGCCACCUGGAAAGAUCAGACCGGCCAUUUCCAGAAUGUCCGGAAGGCAGUGAAGUCCGCCUCUGCACCAGAGACAUGGAUGCUGUUGCUUUCAACACGUACACAGAAUUUUUCACUCAUGCCCACAGCAUUUGUCACUUCUUGCAGAACGAGCGCUGGCAACAUAGGGCUGAGACCACCAUUGACAGGCUUACUGAAAGCUCAGCAGGAGUAGUUGAAAAACUGUCGACCACACAGCGCAUGGCAGAGGACCUAAUGAAGGCUCAGACUUCAGCCAUUAAGUCCCAAGAGGCCAUUAUGCGCAAUGGAGAAGAACUGAAGACCACAUUGCUCCACUCCACACAAGGCAUGAGGAACAUCUUUGAGGAGAUGAGCUCUUCGGUGCACGAGCAGCAGGUGGCCUUCGCUGAGAUCUUCAACAGGGUGGCGUUCCUGCAGAGCUUCAUCAUGUCCGAGUCGCACACGCUCAGCUCCGCGCUGUACAACGCUCUGGCGUUCAUCGUGGCCUUCCUCCUCACAUCUGCACAACGCAUAUCCAGAGCCAGAUUUGCCCUUUUUGGACUGAUUGGUCUAAAUAUAUACUUGGAAAGACUGAUCUGUAAAAGUGUACUUGAUUGUGACAGUCCAGGUUACCAACAGAUGGAGCAAAUAAGCUUUCUAGUUGGCAUCCUUCGAAAAACCAUGGUCCUUCUGGCACUCCUGAUUGUGCUGUAUGUUGCCGUGCGGUAUCGUAAUGUCCACAAGGAGAGUUUGGAGAUCCUGCAUCAGCUCAAGGAAACCCAUUCAAACCUUCAGCAUGCCUUACGCAAAGCAGAGCGUCUCUCAAUGGGAAUGGCUGAAAAAAGAGACAUUUGGAUGGAUAGCGUGGGCAGCCCAGUCCAUUCCUGUCAGACCUCCUCUCAAGAUACUGCAUUGGCCUUGGCAGAGAAUCCAUCGCUGAAUCCAUCUCUGUUUGAGUCCCAUGAAGGCUGGCUGUGCGAGAGUAUUGAUCGUCCCCCAGAGGCCUUAGUGGCUCGUGAGUCCAAGCGGAAGGUUCGAAGAUCCUCUGGGUCACGCCGCAAAUCAUCAUCAUCAUCAUCUGCUCUGGUCUACAGUGUCCUGGUGGAGGAUGAGCACCCAAGGUACGGUUUACGCAGCCGCAAGUCCCUCUCUGCUUCCACUAUGAACUCAGACCAUAACUGAUGGUAGGACUGUACACAAGCUCACACUGAUUUUUGGAGUUGCUUUUGAAAUUGGACUGUGAUGCAUGAACUUCCCAAGGGUCCACACACAAUUUGUCAAUGAACAGAUUUGUUUGUUUCGGCAAUUUUAUCCUCUAGUGUUUCUACCUUUUCUGCUAUCUUAAUAAAUGUGCAUUUUUAACCAA